Messenger RNA from Fusarium verticillioides 7600, 965 nucleotides. RefSeq names its product membrane protein. The record is from RefSeq and is a predicted model, not a curated record. Bases 130 to 495 code for a protein of 121 amino acids. The transcript is spliced from 2 exons. NCBI's taxonomy places the organism in Eukaryota, Fungi, Ascomycota, Sordariomycetes, Hypocreales, Nectriaceae.
UUUAUUAGUCAUCAAAUUAAGCAUGUUUGAGGCACAUCGCCAACUUUGUCUCAAAGCUUAAUUCCUGUCCAUUUCCUCUCAUCUCAUCUCACGCACUUCUCAUUCUUGUUCUCGCAUAAAAUCGUCAGAAUGGGUGUAAUCGGACUCACUGCCAGCGGCCUCGUCGGCGCUUUACACAGCUACAUCUUGGUUCUCGAGAUGUUUCUCUGGACGAAGCCUCGUGGAAGAAAGGCUUUCAGACUCACACCCGAAUUCGCUGAGCAGACCAAGACAAUGGCUGCCAAUCAGGGCCUCUACAACGGCUUCUUGUCCGCUGGACUGAUUUGGUCGCUUCUUCACCCGAACCCUGAGUUCUCAAAGCAACUUCAGAUCUUCUUCAACGGCUGUGUCUUGGUUGCGGGUGCAUAUGGUGGUCUCACCGCCAACAAGAAGAUUCUCUACAUCCAGGCUGCUCCCGCAGCUCUCUCUCUUGGACUCGUUCUGUUGGAUAUGUAGAAUGUGAUUAUGAAAUAUGAUCGAUGUGCAGUUAAUUGGGCUUACAUCGUUUGUUUAUCGAGCUAUUAUCUGGUGAAUAUGUGAGAACCCGGCAUCACAAAAAUAUGGUGUCCUUAUGUCUUGGGUUGGCAAAUGCAUUGUUGCUGUUCAAUACUAGUUUAUUGUUUCAUCACUACAUUUGGUAUCUAACGGGAAUCGAAUUUCCACUGUGUUCGACCAUGGACGGCUCUCCUAUGGGAACCGAGCGACUAUUUUAUCAAGCGCAUGCCUGAUUUCAUACCUACAGGCUCAACAUUGAACAAGUCCAGACAAUUGUGUCUCUAGGAUGCCUCCGGAGCCGGAACAACGAAGCUAUUAUGCUUAUUUUAACCGAGAUACAGCUGCAGCUUCCGUUGCUCAAGCUGGGCCAUCAGACUCUCUUAUAACAGUGGAUAAUCAGCAUCCUCGUCCCAGCCUAGACAUAUGCCGCC